Molecule: messenger RNA, 1023 nt
Organism: Talaromyces stipitatus ATCC 10500
Lineage: Eukaryota; Fungi; Ascomycota; Eurotiomycetes; Eurotiales; Trichocomaceae
Exons: 4
Coding region: 226-1023 (265 amino acids)
Source: RefSeq, a predicted model, not a curated record
GUGCUGAUUAUUUGCGAGACCGUGACGGGAUGCUUCUACAUCAAAGCGAACUAUGUCGGUAUACAUCUUGCAGAUAUUCCGCCGCAGACGCCUGAAGAGCUAAAAAAGGGACUGAUUUGGAAUUAUGCAAACCAGUUGAUCUACAAUCCUAUCUUGUCGCUCGUUAAGAUAUCGGUCCUGAUCUUCCUCCUACGGCUGGACUCACGCUCAGCAGUCGUUCGUUACAUGAUUUUUGGGACGAUGUACUUUACCAUUGCCCUCAUGGUCUCCAUCCUUAUUGCAGAUGUCUUUCAAUGCACGCCCGUAGCAUACGUUUAUGAUAUAACUAUUGCUGGCGGACAUUGCAUUGAACAGGGUGCCUUCUUUGUUGCCACUGCAACUAUGACCAUAUUCACCGACUUACUGGUCGUUGUUAUCCCGAUGAUUAUCGUCUAUUCUCUGCAGAUGCCUAUUCGACGAAAGAUCAUGGUUGUUGGUAUCCUCUGUCUUGGUUUGGUUGCCACCGGCGUGGGAGCCUGGCGGCUAAAUCAGCUGGUUGAAGCUUUCUUCCCUAGCCAUCCAAAUCCGGACCACACAUAUAGUAUCGGUUUUGUCUCAUCCGCCAUUGAGAUCAACUUGGCCGUCAUCUCUGCAUGUUGUCCAGCAUUGAAGUCACUUCUCAAUCGCAUUGCACCACGCUUCCUCGGCACGUCGGGCCGUGGUACAUACGGAAAGUCAAGUAAUCCACGAUACGGCCAUGGAACGUACAUUCGUUCGAACGUGGAUCCCAACGAUUCCUACGAGCUUGGCCAGAAGAAAUAUCAUAACAAACAACAAACUGAGAUAAGUGCUGGAGAAAGUCAUAGUGGACGUCUUCCACCGCGCUCGAAGACUGCCGAAAGUUUGAGUCUUAGCGAUGAUGACGGUAUCAUUGCCGGUGCAAUGGGGAGUAUCGCCAUUGUCAAGACUACCAAUGUCUCGGUACAGAGAAAUAGACGAGAUGACCACCCAGAAAAAGCAUCCAGUGUGGAUAGUCUUGUCUAA